Impatiens glandulifera is the source of this 1495-nucleotide messenger RNA. Its product is annotated as NAC domain-containing protein 35-like. The record is from RefSeq and is a predicted model, not a curated record. The transcript has 2 exons. The coding region runs from base 238 to 756 and encodes 172 amino acids. Gene Ontology annotation, biological process: regulation of DNA-templated transcription. Gene Ontology annotation, molecular function: DNA binding. Lineage: Eukaryota; Viridiplantae; Streptophyta; Magnoliopsida; Ericales; Balsaminaceae.
AUCAUCCAUUUUAAUUUCCUCAUAGUUAUAGAGAGAGAGUAUCUUACUUAAUUAGUGGGAGAGGGAGUUGAAGAUCUUCUUCUUCUUCACAAGCCUCAUAAAGUAUACUUAAUCCAUUCUCUCUAGCUAAUCUCAUCUUGAAUCUGGAUGUAUAUAUAAAGGUAAGUAGGGCUAGCUCAUGAUGAUCAAAUAUGUUGUGUAAUCUCUAGCUAGAUAGAGAUAGGUUUAAUAAUCACCAUGAGCCAAGUCGACGAUGAUGAUCAUGAUAAUCACAAAGAGGAUCUUCACCACCAUGACAUGGUCAUGCCCGGUUUUCGCUUUCACCCUACCGAAGAAGAACUCAUUGAAUUCUACCUCCGCCGUAAGAUCGAAGGCAAACGCUUCAACGUUGACCUAAUCACUUUCCUCGAUCUCUAUCGUUACGACCCUUGGGAGCUUCCAGCUUUGGCCGCAAUUGGAGAAAAAGAAUGGUACUUCUAUGUACCGCGCGAUAGAAAAUAUAGAAACGGGGAUAGACCUAAUCGUGUCACGACUUCUGGAUACUGGAAGGCUACCGGAGCCGAUAGGUUGAUAAAAAACGAAAACCUUCGCCCAAUAGGACUCAAGAAAACCCUAGUAUUCUACUCGGGGAAAGCCCCUAGGGGAGUUCGGACAAGUUGGAUCAUGAAUGAAUAUCGCUUGCCACACCAUGAGACGGAAAUGUUACAAAAGGCAAGUUGUGAUUAUAUAUGUGUUGAUUCUUUUGAUUUAAAAUAGAUAAUGUAUUCAUUAUCCAUAAUUAAUUAAUUAAUCUCAGGCUGAAAUCUCACUUUGUCGCGUUUACAAGAGACCGGGAGUAGAAGACCGUCCAACCGUGUCUCGCGCUAACCUAGGAAAGGCGGCAUCUAAUUCAUCAUCAAGAGUGGCCUUCGAUCAUAACAGUUUCAAUUCCAAACCGACACAACAACAAGAUGUUGUUAUGAACUCUUCAUGCGGACAACAAGAAGAGGCCGAGAAGAUGAGCGCAGAAACAAGCGCAAGCAGUAGCACGGAAGUAGGCUCAGCCAAACACGAGAUCAAUAUCAACCAAUUUCUUCAAAUGGCAACAAUGCCGCCACUUUCAACUUCGCUAGUAGACGAUAGAUCCUCGUUUUUCUCAAUCUUUAAUCCGGUAGUUCUUCCCCAUCAUGAAAACAACAACAUCCAAUUCGAGGAUCUUCAAAGGAGUUACAUGACAAGCUACGGCCAACAAGGUUAUAACUACAAUCAACAACUACAACAACAACAAUUAGGUCUAAACAUGGUGCCAAACGCUUCAUUUUGGGAUCAAUGGACAUCAUCUUCUUCAAUCCUCCAUGGAGAUGAUCAUAAUCAAGGAAGUAGUAAAGAGUAUAACAAUGUUACCAAUCCUUUCAGGUAAAUGAAUUAAAAAAAUGAUUUUAUAUAUAUUAUCGAUCGGUUGAGAUUUGAAUUGAGAUAAUUGCAAGGAUUGUUGUAUUAAUUCUAUAACAUUAUU